AUGGCCUUGGAGGAGAAAAAGCUAUUUGUCAAUAAUAAAUACGCGAAAUAUAACCUUGUUAAUGAUAAUAGUAACAUCAGAGUUGCGCCUACUAGAUCUAAUACAUUUCCACCACCACCCUCUACCACCGACCCAUCCUCUUCAUCAUUAGCUAACAACAACAACAAUCCAUAUCUUAAUAGAUCUUCAAGAAGUAAUACAGUGUCAUCUUUUACUUCAACAGCAGCUUCUGCUAGUAAUGAUGAUUAUUGGUGUAGUAGUGUAGUUCAAACUGACCAAAAUAAAAACGAUAAUGAUGAUUAUUGGAAUGUUAAGACUGAAGCUACUGCUACUAACCAGAAUAAUGAUAGUUGGGACAUGAAGAAUAAUGAAGAGAACAACGGAGUCUGGAAUGUAAAUAAUAUUGAGGAGGAUAUUAGGAAUGAAGAUUGGUUGAGUGAAAAUAUUAAUAGGAAAAAGAACGAAUGUUGGAAUAGCAUUGUUGAAAACCCUAAUCAGAGUAACAAUCAAAAGGAUGUAGAAGAUUAUAAUAAUAUCGUUGAAACUGCUAAUAAUAAUGAUUAUUGGGGAAGUGAAUUACAAGAUAAUCAAAAUAAUAACGAUUAUCAAGAUAAUGUUGAUUACUGGAAUAGUACAAGUGAAAACAAGAUUAGUAAAGAAAAUGAUAACGACAACUUGAAUGAAGAAGAUACGGUUUCAAUUCCUACACCAAUUACUACCAUUUCAGCUGUAACUCCACCAAAAGAAGAAAAUCCUAAUAUUAGUAAUGAUAAUGAUUUCAAUCAAUCACUAAUCAAAAAAUUAAAUACUUUAUCAACCAUUGAUCAACAACAUCAUGAUGAAAAAAAAUACAAUAGUCAUAAUUAUAAUCCAAGAAUUAUUAUCGAUAUUAAUAAUGUUAUUUCCAAUAAUACAAUUGAUACUACUGGUAAUACAAAUGGUAAAAAAAUUCAAACUUUUGUUUUGAUUGAACAAAAAUUACUUGAUUUUAGUGACGAUGAAGACAAAUCACCAGCUGUAAAUAAUAAUAGUGAGAAGGAAACAACUACUAACACAGCUACUGCAAAAAAAAAGAGAUCAGCGGAUUUUAAGAUAAUUGAUAUGGAAGGUUUCUUAAGGAAAGACCUAGAAGAAGGAUUAAAAAAAAUGGUGAAUGGAGUAAUGAAUAAAAAUCUCACCUCUUCUAUUACUAUACUUGCCAGCAGCACUGGUAAACAAAAGAUGAAAUUCCUUGAUAUUGCUUCACUUGAACCAAUAAAUGCUGCCUUGGUAUUUGAAAACCCGGAAUGUAGAGUUGUUGGUAGGAUAGAAACUUAUUCAUGCAAAUUGGCUGGAGUUGAUAAAAAACUUUACAAGAAUCUUGAAAGUCAAUGGAACAAUAAUUUAUCACAACAAAAUGCUCAAAGUGUUUCACCCGAUGCUCAUUCUUUCGAUACAAUAAUAUCACCUUUUGGUUCAAUGGAUCAACCUUCUUCACGAAGAACUUUGUUUAAUCUUAUUGCAACUUUGAAUGCUUCUUAUCCUGAUUACGAUUUCUCUGACGUUAAACCCGAUCAAUUUACCAAACAACCGUCGGUUCCAAUGGUGUGCAAUUAUAUCAAUAACACUCUAUUUAAUCUAGGACGUGCUCACAUUAUCAAUGAUCUUAUGCUAUGGCAAACUGUUGAUGAUAUUAUUUUUUUGGACGAGUGUAACAUCUAUUCUUUCAAUCCUGACUCUGAUGCUGAUCCAAAUAGUGACGAUGGUGUUAUUACUACUGCACCAUUACAAGAAGAUGAACCUUUAGAUGAUACAAUUUCUGAAACAGAAGAAAGUGAUAUAAAUGCCAUGUCUUACGAGGAAUAUGUCAUGGGUGAUAUUGAGAUGUAA
Molecule: messenger RNA, 1869 nt
Organism: Entrophospora sp. SA101
Lineage: Eukaryota; Fungi; Glomeromycota; Glomeromycetes; Entrophosporales; Entrophosporaceae
Source: the annotation of a GenBank genome assembly